This is a messenger RNA of Pseudogymnoascus destructans, 978 nucleotides long. RefSeq lists its product as uncharacterized. The coding region runs from base 1 to 978 and encodes 325 amino acids. The record is from RefSeq and is a predicted model, not a curated record. The transcript has 4 exons. Lineage: Eukaryota; Fungi; Ascomycota; Leotiomycetes; Thelebolales; Thelebolaceae.
AUGAGCUUAGUGAAGACGAUUGGCAAGAAAUUAUGUAUCGCAGAUGUUGCGAGUCGCGACGAGGAAGCCGCUGAUGUGGUAGAGUUCAAGUGGAAUCAUAUUCGCGAUCCAGUGCUCACCGAACCCGAUGAUGAGAAGGAAGUCGACUACGUUUGCAAGCAGAGUAUUCGCGAGAUAUUCAAAAAGACCGGACUCCAAGUCAUUGUCAAGAUGGCUACCAUUGAGCUAACGCCCGAGAAGCCCGACUUUCCCAUGGGCAGCUGGCACGUCGAAGGUCAGAUGAACGAGCAUAUCUGCGCCACAGCUCUGUUUUACCUCGACAGUAAGAACAUAACGCCCAGUAACCUGUCUUUCCGCAUGCAAACUUCAAACUACCAAGACGAACUUCAAGAAAUUACCGGCCAGAAUGAAUACAACUGGCUUGAGCGUGUGUAUGGGACCGAGCUAGGCCCGUCUUUAGAGUCUAGUCCCUGUAUCCAGCACUACGGAAGUGCCGAAACCCGACAGGGCCGCCUGCUUGCAUUCCCCAAUGUAUUCCACCACCGGGUCUCUUCCUUCAAGCUCGAAGACCCAACCAAACCAGGUCACAGACGCUUCAUCGCCCUCUGGCUCGUUGACCCCCACCAACGCAUCGUCUCAACCGGCAACGUUCCCCCCCAGCAGCAAGACUGGUGGGCCGAAGCAGUUUUCGGCGCCGACGCCAACACCGGGGACAUGCCACCCGAGAUCCUCGAGCUCCUCGGGGAACACGGCCCAGCCAAAAAGUCCCAGAAACAAAACAGAGAGCAGAUGCGGGGCCGCAAGCUGCCGACGGAGAUUUUUGAGAUGGUAAAGAAGAAUGGGGUUCCGACGAGGGGGCUGAUGACGCCAAAAGAGGCGAGAUAUCAUCGGGAGGAGUUGAUGAAGGAGAGGAGCCGGUUUCAUGAGCGGGCAGAGAAGGGGUGGGAGAAUGUGGAGUAUUUUUUCUGUGAGCAUUAG